GGGCUGGUGAACAUGGGCCGCGUCGGGGAGCUCAAGGGCCAUUACCUCUUCACCUACCAGCCUGACGGUCACGCGGCAAAUGAACCCGAAGCAAUAAGGAGGUCAGUGGACACUUUGUUUGCACAGCAUGACAGCGUGCGGUGGCACUCGGAACAGAAACUUCUGAAACGCUCCAAACGCAGCCUGCACUUUAACGAUCCCAAAUACCCCCAGCAGUGGCAUCUGAACAACCGCAAGAGCCCUGGGAAGGACAUAAAUGUCACAGGCGUCUGGGAGCGGAACGUGACGGGGCGCGGUGUGACGGUGGUGGUGGUGGACGACGGCGUGGAGCACACCAUCAAAGACAUACAGCCAAAUUACAGCCCUGAAGGCAGCUAUGACUUGAACUCCAAUGAUCCCGACCCUAUGCCUCACCCUGACGAGGAGAAUGGGAACCACCACGGGACCCGCUGCGCCGGGGAGAUUGCUGCUGUGCCAAACAACAGUUUCUGCACCGUGGGAGUUGCCUACGGGAGCCGCAUCGCAGGCAUCCGAGUGCUGGACGGGCCCCUCACCGACAGCAUGGAGGCCAUCGCCUUCAACAAGCACUAUCAGAUCAACGACAUCUACAGCUGCAGCUGGGGUCCAGAUGACGAUGGGAAAACCGUGGAUGGCCCUCAUCAACUGGGAAAGGCCGCCCUGCAGCACGGCGUGAUUGCGGGUCGCAGGGGCUUUGGGAGCAUUUUUGUCGUGGCCAGCGGCAACGGCGGGCAACACAACGACAACUGCAACUACGAUGGUUAUGCCAACUCCAUCUACACUGUCACCAUAGGCGCAGUGGACGAGACAGGCUCCAUGCCGUUCUACGCUGAGGAAUGUGCCUCCAUGUUAGCGGUGACCUUCAGCGGCGGGGACAAGAUGAUGAGGAGCAUUGUGACAACAGACUGGGAUUUGCAGAAGGGCACGGGCUGCACGGAGGGCCACACGGGGACGUCAGCCGCCGCUCCUCUUGCAGCCGGGAUGAUCGCGCUGAUGCUGCAGGUGCGGCCGUGUCUCACCUGGCGAGACGUCCAGCACAUCAUUGUCUUCCCCACCACCAAGUAUGAGGAUCGUCACGCCAAGUGGGACGUCAACCAGGCCGGCUUCAGCCACAGCCAUCAGCACGGCUUCGGCUUUCCGAAAGCCUUUGGGGGGGGGAAGGUCUGGGAGUCCGUCCCGUACCUCGCCUCGUAUGUGAGCCCUGUGCUGAAGGAGGGCAGGAGCAUCCCAUUACUCCCGCAGGAGCUGGAGGUCGCCUGGAACGUCACCACCACCGACCUGGAGCUCUCCGGCAUGAGAACCCUGGAGCACGUGGCAGUCACUGUGACCAUAACCCACCCGCGCCGCGGCAAUCUGGAGAUCAGGCUCUUCUGCCCCAGCGGCAUGAUGUCCCUGAUAGGGACCACCAGGAGCAUGGACUCGGACCCCAAUGGCUUUGCCGACUGGACCUUCUCCACGGUCCGGUGCUGGGGUGAGGAAGCCCGGGGCACGUACAGACUGGUUGUCAGGGACAUCGGAGAUGAGAGCCUGAGACCUGGGACCCUGAAGCAGUGGCAGCUGACCCUGUACGGCUCCUCCUGGUCCCCAGCAGAGAUGAAGGAACGGCAGAGGCUGCUGGAGGAUGCCAUGAGCGGGCGGUACCUGAGCAGUGACUUCUCCCUGCCCUGCCCUCCCGGGCUGGACAUCCCCGAGGAGCAGCGCUACACCAUCACAGCCAACACCCUCAAGACUCUCCUGCUGUUGGGAUGCUUUGCCGUGUUCUGGACUUUCUACUACAUGCUGGAGGUUUGCCUGACCAGGAACAACGUGGGCCUCGACCUGACCUGCAACGGCUCCGGCACCUGCAGAUGGUACCAGCAGGGAGGGAAGCACAGGGCCCUGGAGAGCGGCCUGGAGAUGGAGUCAGUGCCGCUCUACCGUGAGAAGGACAUCGAGGACGUCGAGAUGGAGUGUGAGCACCCAGAGCCUACCCAGGAGGACGAGGGGGAGGAGGGGUCCUGGACCCCCACCCACCCCAAACUGCCCAGCAGUGGCAGAGCUGCGAGCUUCCCUGAGGCGGCCGCCACCGGAGCAGGGUACCUUGGCCAGGAGGUGACAGCCGAGCGGCUCUCAGAGGACAGGGAGCACCAGACGUGCUAG
Pterocles gutturalis (yellow-throated sandgrouse) is the source of this 2157-nucleotide messenger RNA. RefSeq names its product proprotein convertase subtilisin/kexin type 7 (gene PCSK7). The transcript is spliced from 15 exons. Gene Ontology annotation, molecular function: serine-type endopeptidase activity. Gene Ontology annotation, biological process: protein processing. Gene Ontology annotation, cellular component: trans-Golgi network; Golgi membrane. The annotation marks the transcript as partial. The record is from RefSeq and is a predicted model, not a curated record. Lineage: Eukaryota; Metazoa; Chordata; Aves; Pterocliformes; Pteroclidae.